GAGAAUCAGAAGGGCGUGUGAAUAACAGGAAAGCAAGCAGGGAGAAAAUAUUCCCCCGCCGAAGGAGGAAGGAAGGACUGUUACCAGCCAGCCAGAUCGCGCGUUUUGCUGGAAGCUUUAGGUUCCCCAGGAGGGACUGGACAAAGAAAGGAUCUGUAAGUUAUGUCUGUAACUUUUAUAUCUGUAAGUUUUGAUUGUCCUGUUCGUUUGUUUUUAAAAGAGUUUUGUGUUCCUAUCUCCUCACUUUGUCCUCCUUUAAAAGUUCCAGGUUAUGGAGGGGAUCUGUGAUGUUCCUGGGGACCUCUUCUCUGGUUUCUCAAUCUCUCCUUACGCAGGCACUCCAGAGGCCAUCGGUAACCAUGGGUGUAGCCGGGGGGGGGGCACUUAACUGCGCCCCCCUCACAUAAAGCCUGCCCCCCAUCCAGGCUAUGCCUUGCAUUUAGGUGGGGGUCAAGUCACUCCGGCUUGCAUCCUGAGUUGCCCUCUGUGAAUACGGAAUUGUGAUAUGAGAAGGAGCCUGGAAACUCAUCCAGCCCUCUGUUGAGGCUGGGGUCCCACCAGGACAUCAUUGCUGAUAGGUGGUCAUCCAGCCUCUGCUUCCAACCUCUAAUGCAGGAAGGUGUCUCUUUGAAGGGACAGGAAUAAAUCAAAUCCCUUUCACUGGACAGAGUCUGAUCCAAAGGAGGCUGCCACUCUUCGGAGCAUGGAGAAGUUUUUUUAGUACUGUUCUCAAUAUUUUUCAUGGCCAGGUCAAGAUAUUUCUCUCCCCCACACUCACUCCUUUUCAUUUUUUAAAGUAGUAUUCAAAACUGUAAAAGUUUUUAGUGGUUUCUAGCUAACCACAAUGAGGCUCCAAGAUUUGUUAAAUGACUGAGUGUGAUGUAAAAGCAGUUCCUCUCCCACCACUUCCUCUGUGGGCUGAUUCAGCUUCUGCUUCCAUUCAUUCUCGUCAUUCUUCUGCCUUAACCUCCCAGCCCCCAUAUUUUAGUAAUGUAAGUGUUGCUCUUAAGUAUCAGUCGCCGAAUGCAUAAUAACAGUAGAAUUAAUAACAGUAAUCUUUAAAACAAUUUUAUGGAAGGUUUAUAACAUUUUGAGCAUUAAAACCCAAAUGCAUUUAAAAAGGAGUGUAUAAAAAAAGAACAACAACAACAACAAAAAUACCCAUGAUCCUUACAAAACACAAUUAAAUAAAAAAAAGGAAGAGAAAGAACAAAUUAAAAAUAACUAAAAGAAUAGAAAAGACUAGGAAAAAAUGAUUAAAAAGAAGAACUCCUGCCUCCCUAUCUGACAAUUAUCUGUUACAACAGUUAUUCAAAGUAUUUAACAUAUGUACUCCAUAAUAGUUUUGUCCCCUCUGUAGGCUGUAACUUUGCCCAAAUUUCCCUCUAGAGUCCAGCCUUUAAUGUUUAGUUACUCAGACAGCACAAAACGACUCUUCUAACAUCCUUCUAGUAAUCCAAAUUGAUAUUUCUCCUGUUUCUAUAUAAAAUCUCUUAUAAAGUCCUUUUAACCAGUUACAAUAAUAGUAAUGGUAAUGCUGGAAUUCAGCUGGAAAAUGUACUAUUUUGGAUGAUUGUUUGUUUACUCUGUGUUUGGGCACCUACUGAGAUAUUGCAUUCUUAUUUUGCAUGAUGGCUCCUGAGCUCAAGGUACAGGGUUUAUCUAUGUUUUAAUACAGCUGGAUGUCAUUAUGAAUCAAGAUGGCAGACUGAAACUUUCAAAACUUCACUGAUUUUAACCACUGAUUUCAAAACUUUGCUGAUUUUAAUCACUGAUUUCAAAACUUUGCUGAUUGUUUAGGGUUUUUUUGGAAUUCUCAUGCAAAGCCAUAUCUGGAGCUUCUAAUGUCACCCGUUCAUGCUAGCUUUCGGUUGCCUCGCCUUAUAAAAUAGCAAAAGUGUCAAUAUGAAAUGUUCAAAUACUUCUGUAGUUCAGCUCAACCAGAGUGACUAAUUCCCCUCUGUUUCCACUCUCCAACAGAACAGAAAACGGUGUGGAGUAUUAUGAGCAGCAGUGAGUGGGGCAGCAACAUUUUCACCAUGGACACUGAAAACACAUAUGAAAUGUACGGAGAGCAACUUCGUGCAAAAUGUUUCGAAGAAGAAAUCUACAGAUAUGCAUUUUCUGAAUUGGGUUAUUAUACUAAACCCAUUGCCAUCCUUAUCUGCAUAUUUGGGUUGCUGGGGAAUGGAUAUGUUUUGUGGCUCCUUGAUUCCCAUAUUAAGAGAAAUCCUUUCACCACCUACAUCCUGAAUUUGACUGCAGCCGACUUUGGCCUGCUCAUGUUUUUGUCUCUGUCCCUUAUCUUUUUGUUCGCUGAUGACCUCUGUGGAUUACCACUCCCUGUUCGCAUUUCUGCAAUACCCCUGUUGCACUUAUGCCAAUUUUGCUAUACUGCCAGUCUCUGUUUCCAUACAAUCAUCAGUAUAGAAAGAUGCCUCUCUGUCUCUUUUCUGAGCUGCUACCAACAUCGGCGACCACAAUCCCUUUCGUCUGGGCUAUCCGUGCUAGUCUGGAUCCUGUGUGUCAUGUUCUGCGGAAUGGAAAUUUCAUUUUACCUGGUCUAUAAUAUGGUAUUAUACCCAGUUGUCAAGAACAUGUUCAUUGUGGUCAUAUGGGUUUUGCCUCCAAUUUUAGCUGUCUUCACUUUGCUCCUGCUGGCCAAAAUGUGUUGCAACUCUCAGCACCGACUACCAGGAAGCCUGACUACCGCCAUUCUUCUCUCCCUCCUGUUUUUCCUUCUCUGCCAUGGCCCAUGGAGCAUCGCAUUUCUGCUAUCCUCCCCUAAGCAUUCACAAACUCUUAUUGCACUUUCACAGCUCCUCUACUCUGUCAAUGGCAGCAUUAAACCAGUGCUUUAUUACUUGGUGGGGAAACGGGGCAAAUGUUCCUCUACAGAACCCCUGAAGGUCAUUUUCAGGAGGGUCUUCCAGGAUGAAUACUAUCCUCUGCAAGAGAACGUGUUGACUGAUGCAGAGAAACUUAGUGCAGUAACUUGUUCAACGCAAGCCAUCAACUGACGAAGCCAGCAUUGUUCUUGAAUGGAAAUGCUUUGAUCCUGGACUAUGUAAGAAUAAUUGCUCAUAGUGGACUAUACCAUAAAGCUCAAUCUCCUUACCCAGGAAUGAAGAUGCAAGAUGCAAUCAAUAGGCACAACAAAAAGCCACAGCUUCAUUAACUCAAAGGAAUGCUUUUCUCUUGCCAUACUGAUUUAACUGCUACUUCUCUCUAGCUUAGUAUUGAUAAAGUUGCUGCAGCAUAGUCCAUUGCCAUCAGGAACCUCAGGGUACCUCCCUGUGUGGAGUAAAGUCAGCCAUGUUGAUGACUAUCACUGCCUCUUGUGGGAGCAUAGUCCCAUAAUAAACUGCUCAGGACUGCAAUGACUCAGGGAUGACCUCUCUCCAUGUGAACCUACCUGGAACCUGAGAUCCUCAUCUGAGGCCCUCCUUCAUGUGCCUCCUCCACAAAGAGGUCUCAAGGGUGGCAACACGAGAACGGACCUUUUCUGCAGUGGUCCCCCAUUUGUGGAAUGCUCUUUCUAGGGAGGUUUGCUUGGCCCCAUCCUUAUACACAUUUAGGCACCAGGCAAAUACUUUCCUGUUUAACCAGGCCUUUGGCUGAUUCACAUACAAUACCCUCUUAAAACGUAUUGGAUGGGAUGUCUGUUAUUGGGUUCCUUUUGUUUAUAUAAUAUAUUUUGUGUUUUUUUAUUGUGAUUGUAUCUUGUGAACCGCCCUGAGACCUGCGGGUAUAGGGAAGUGUACAAAUUUAAUAUAUAAUAAUAAUAGUUUAACUAUGCACUGUGUGAAUUGAUUUGUCUGUGUGAAGAAAUACUUUCUUUUGCCCCAGAUGCUGUAACCUUUCCUCAAAGGGAAGUUUGCUGUGAGGUUGCUGGGUUUUUACUGCCUAUGUGUUUGUCAGGAGACAGGGAAUUUGAUCCCUCCCAGGGUGACAGCCAAUAAGCAGAUAAAAAAGAAGAGUUCUUACCAAGUCUUUUAUUCAAGAUUCACAGUAGAAGACAUAGCAAUGUCACCUCUCUUAGAUAAUGGCGUUGCUCCAUGUAAAGUCCCACCACCUCCAUCUCUCCUAUCAUAUGUCAUCCCUGCCCCGGCUGAUCUGUGCUUUCUGGCUUUAAUCUUCUCUUCUACUACUCUCAAUGCUCUCAAUGCUUGCCAGGACCUGGGAUAAGGGGAGGGGUCUGACAUGCUUUCCAAAGACACUGAGUCAGUUGUUUCUACCCUAGUGCUUCUUCUUCCUCCUGCUCCUCUCUCAAUAUUUCCCAGCUUCUGCCCUCUGCAGCCUCUGAACUGUGACCUUCUGCAAACCACUGUUCUAAAUCUAUACUGUCUCCCUCUUCUCUGGGAAGUGCAGUGGGGGGGGGGGUUCUCCACCAUUCCUCCUCAGACCAGUCCCUGACAGCGUUUCAUACGUAGUCCUUUUAGGCACUGCCAUGGGUUCUUUGAAACGUUUGAUUAGGAGGAAUUCAGUGAUGUACUAAGGCAGGGGUCAGCAACCUAAGGCCUAUGGGCUGGAAGCGGCCCACGGAGGCCACUUAGCUAGCCCCUGAGCUGCCCCCGAACUGAGCCGCCCGCUCAGCAAGUGCUGCACUAAACCAGCGCAGUGCAGCAUGGGGACUCUUUCCCGCAGCUCCGAAAUCACUUCUUUGCAUGCCCAGACACCAGAAAUCGUGUCUGCGCAUGUCCACGGCGCCGGAAAUCGCUUCUUCAUAGGCACGAUUUCCGGCAUUUGGGCAUGCGCAGAAGCAACUUCCGGCACCGCGGACAUGAGCAGACGCGAUUUUUGGCAUUGUGCUGCUCCGGCCCGGCCCACGGAGGAUCUCCAUGGGAGUGAUCCGGCCCAUGCCCAGUAAGCCUUGCUGACCCCUGUACUAAGGCAUCCAUUCUGUCUAGUUAAGCAUUUUUGCUUGUUAGAAUGAUCACCCUCUUCUGCCACACUUCAUAUUGCAAGGUUUAUCCCAGCCCCUGCAGGCCAAUUUUGGUGAGCACAUAGGGGUGGUGGUGGAAUAUUUGCUCAGGGCUUCUGAUGGUGGGGUUUGCUAGCUGAAUCCCUCCCGCUUUAUUUGCAAUUCUCCAAAGUCACCUUGGGGCCUUCAAUAAGACAAUGAAUGAAUAAGGUUAUUCAGAAGAAUAACAAUAGCAUAUGCAGCUGCUGUCCCUUGCUAUGAACUUGCAUGUUGCCUUCUAAAGUGGGAAGCAGGUGGCCAAGGAGGUUGGAGGAGGUGGAUUUAGAGCAGUGUGGCCUUGGUUCAGUAUACCUGAAGGAGCAUAUCCACCUCCAUCGUUCUGCCCGGACACUGAGGUCCAGCUCCGAGGGCCUUCUGGCAGUUCCCUCGCUGCGAGAAGCCAAGUUACAGGGAACCAGAUAGAGGGCCUUCUCAGUAGUGGCACCCGCCCUGUGGAAUGCCCUCCCACCAGAUGUCAAAGAGAAAAACAACUACCAGACUUUUAGAAGACACCUGAAGGCAGCCCUUUUUAGGGAAUCUUGUAAUGCUUAAUAGAUUAUUGUAUUUUAAUAUUCUGUUGGAAGCCACCCAGAGUGGCUGCGGAAACCCAGCCAGAUGGGCGAGGUAUAAAUUCUUCUUCUUCUUCUUCUUCUUCUUCUUCUUCUUCUUCUUCUUCUUCUUCCACUGCACUGGGGUCAAUGGAAGGCAUCACCACUCUGACAUAGUGCAUGUACUGAAUGGAAGGCAAGAGUUGCAGGGCGCCAAUUUUUUGCCUUGCAGAGGGUGCCAGUGAAAUUUGAAAGUCCAAAGACUUUGAGGAGGACUGACCUGAUGAUGUACCACAGCCAGAUCCACAGUUUCUUCUGCUCCUGUCCAGGCGAGCCAACAACCAUGACCCCCCUUGCCACUCAUUUGCCUGUCAUAGCAUCAGCUUAUUAUUAGAUGUAAAAGGUUUGCCUUUUGUAUUCUUUGGUGUACUACUGAAUAUCAUGUUGCUUUUUAUGAUCCCAGAGCUGCCCCAUCCCAUUCAUGGUUAGCAGCUUUUAAGCCUUUUGACAAUGUCAAUAAAUAGGUAAUGAAAUGAAAGACU
Messenger RNA from Podarcis lilfordi (Lilford's wall lizard), 6053 nucleotides. The record is from the annotation of a GenBank genome assembly. Lineage: Eukaryota; Metazoa; Chordata; Lepidosauria; Squamata; Lacertidae.